Oncorhynchus mykiss (rainbow trout) is the source of this 2726-nucleotide messenger RNA. Its product is annotated as kelch-like protein 20. NCBI's taxonomy places the organism in Eukaryota, Metazoa, Chordata, Actinopteri, Salmoniformes, Salmonidae. The record is from RefSeq and is a predicted model, not a curated record. Gene Ontology annotation, molecular function: type II interferon binding. Gene Ontology annotation, biological process: proteasome-mediated ubiquitin-dependent protein catabolic process; protein K33-linked ubiquitination; Golgi to endosome transport. Gene Ontology annotation, cellular component: PML body; trans-Golgi network.
GCUCUCCAGUGCACAUUUCCUGUUGAUUGGAAUUUUAUGGAAUGUCAAAAGCGUAGCUUGUGAUCAUGCAAAGUAUUUCAAAUAUUGGCUAUCUGACACUUUGCUAGACGUUCGAAUGUUGGCAAAAAGUUGUGGGACCAAAAUUUGUUUUCUGUGCAUGGAUGGAAAGCCAAUGCGCAGGUUUUCCUGACAUGACCCUCCAGCAUGACAAUACCACCACGCACAGAACGAGCAGUAUGACUGCAAGACAGGAAUGUCAGUGUUCUGCCAUGGCCAGCGAAGAGACCUUGAGGGCUAGGGCCAGCUGAAGAGACCUUGGAUUGCUAGCUGAAGAGACCUUGGAUUGCACCCUAGACCACCAGGGUACCAGCGCACGCCCAGACAACACCGGAAUGGACAUCACCGCACGCUGCACACUGGGUGAUCCCAACAAGCUCCCAGAGGGUGUGCCCCAGCCGGCACGCAUGCCCUAUGUGUCCGACAAGCACCCUCGCCAGACAUUAGAGGUCAUCAAUCUGCUACGCAAGCACAGAGAACUGUGUGAUGUCGUGUUGGUGGUCGGCGCCAAAAAGAUCUAUGCCCACAGAGUGAUCCUUUCGGCCUGCAGCCCUUACUUCAGGGCCAUGUUCACAGGCGAGCUGGCCGAGAGCCGUCAGACAGAGGUUGUGAUCCGGGACAUUGAUGAGCGGGCCAUGGAGCUGCUCAUUGACUUUGCCUACACUUCGCAGGUUACCGUUGAGGAAGGCAAUGUGCAGACAUUGCUGCCCGCCGCUUGUCUGUUACAGCUGGCCGAGAUUCAGGAGGCUUGCUGCGAGUUCCUCAAGCGCCAGUUGGACCCCUCAAAUUGCCUGGGUAUCCGUGCCUUUGCUGACACCCACUCUUGCCGCGAGCUGCUGCGGAUAGCUGACAAGUUUACACAGCACAACUUUCAAGAGGUGAUGGAGAGUGAGGAGUUCAUGCUGCUUCCAGCCAACCAGCUGAUAGAUAUAAUCUCCAGUGACGAACUGAAUGUGCGAAGUGAGGAGCAGGUUUUCAACGCAGUCAUGGCCUGGGUCAAGUACAGCAUUCAGGAGCGCCGGCCACAGCUGCCGCAGGUCCUCCAGCAUGUUCGUCUUCCUCUUCUGAGCCCAAAAUUCCUGGUGGGAACGGUAGGAUCAGACCCUCUCAUCAAAAGUGAUGAGGAGUGCAGAGACCUGGUUGAUGAGGCAAAGAAUUACCUGCUCUUGCCCCAAGAGCGCCCUCUAAUGCAAGGGCCAAGAACACGCCCUCGGAAGCCCAUCCGGUGUGGAGAAGUGCUGUUUGCAGUUGGCGGGUGGUGCAGUGGGGAUGCCAUCUCCAGUGUCGAACGAUACGACCCACAGACCAACGAGUGGCGCAUGGUGGCUUCCAUGAGUAAGAGGCGCUGUGGAGUGGGUGUCAGCGUCCUUGACGAUCUUCUCUAUGCUGUUGGAGGCCAUGACGGGUCCUCAUAUCUCAACAGUGUGGAGAGGUAUGACCCCAAGACAAAUCAAUGGAGUAGUGAUGUAGCUCCCACAAGCACAUGCAGGACCAGUGUGGGUGUGGCUGUCCUGGGAGGGUAUCUGUAUGCAGUAGGGGGCCAAGAUGGAGUAUCCUGCCUCAACAUUGUUGAAAGAUACGACCCCAAGGAGAACAAAUGGACGCGCGUGGCCUCGAUGAGCACCAGGCGCCUGGGUGUAGCCGUGGCUGUACUGGGGGGCUUCCUCUAUGCAGUGGGAGGUUCAGAUGGCACGUCCCCUCUCAAUACAGUAGAAAGGUACAACCCCCAGGAGAACCGCUGGCACACCGUCUCUCCCAUGGGCACCAGGAGAAAACACCUGGGCUGUGCAGUGUACCAGGACAUGAUCUACUCCGUAGGAGGCCGGGACGACACCACCGAGCUGAGCAGUGCUGAGCGCUACAACCCCAGGACCAACCAGUGGUCAGCUGUUGUAGCCAUGACUUCAAGACGUAGUGGGGUUGGACUAGCAGUGGUAAAUGGCCAGUUAAUGGCUGUGGGUGGCUUUGACGGGACAACGUAUCUCAAAACAAUAGAGGUCUAUGAUCCUGACGCUAACACAUGGAGGCUCUAUGGUGGAAUGAACUAUAGGCGACUUGGAGGAGGGGUUGGUGUUAUCAAAAUGACUCACUGUGAAUCACACAUAUGGUAGCACCUCCAGGUCAAAGGCCUCACCGUCGCAUGUGCCUCCGAAAGAAACAUUGUUUAUCAUGCAAGGAACGAAGUCUAUAUUAACUGUAACACAGCCAUGUUAUUGGCAAGCCAAGGAAAUGUCUUGUGACUAUAAGCUUUACGGUUCCUGUGUCAAGUCUGGAAGGCUUAUCUUGGAGCCUACGGUUCAUCUCUCUUCUGUACUUCCUGUAUUAUGACUUGACUGGCCAAGAGGAACUAACUCUGAAUAGAUCAAUCACAUGAAGUAUUGUUUGACAUCAUGGGGGGAAAACCCUUAAUUUCCUAUUUUUUCGGUUACUGAAAUGAAUACUGCAGCCGCACUUUAAGAUACAAUUCAGAUUUUUGCUGUGGUACCGGUUAUAUUAUACCAACGUCUAGUUUCCUUUGAAAUAUUAAAUGGGGCAUGAAGAAGAAUCUUCAGAGAACUGAAGGUGCAGGAUGUGGUCUCACUGCUUCCCUUGAUCCUCGUUGUGGAAAGUGGAUGAACUUGUUAGGCAGUUGUUUAAAUCUAUAAAUUAAAUUAAAUGCACUGUGAUAA